Messenger RNA from Anolis carolinensis (green anole), 2524 nucleotides. It is a transcript of the gene hnrnpd, whose product is annotated as heterogeneous nuclear ribonucleoprotein D. Gene Ontology annotation, molecular function: RNA binding. Gene Ontology annotation, biological process: regulation of gene expression. Bases 217 to 1269 code for a protein of 350 amino acids. The record is from RefSeq and is a predicted model, not a curated record. The transcript has 9 exons. Lineage: Eukaryota; Metazoa; Chordata; Lepidosauria; Squamata; Anolidae. Gene Ontology annotation, cellular component: nucleoplasm; chromatin.
CGCCGCAUUCCUUCCGUCCGCCAUUUUAGGUUGGGAUCAGCGAGGCGGCGCCAUUACCGCGCGAGAGAGAGAGGAGAGAAAAGGAACUGUGAGAGAAAGAAAGGAAGGAAAAAAGAAAAAAAGAGGAGAGUAAAAGCGAGGCUGCGUCAACUGCUGUGUUUUGAGCCGACUUUCCUCCCUGUUUUGCCGAGUCCCGCUUUCUCCUCAACUCCCAAUAUGUCUGACCAAGAGUUCGUGGGAGACGCAGGGGCUGCAGAGGCCUAUGAGGAGGAGGCCGAGCAGCUAGAGGGAGUCGCGGUCGGCGGGAACGACGAAGAAGACGGCGCGGAAGGCGGGGGCGGCGGAGGGGGCGGCGGCGAAUCCGAAGGCGCCAAAAUCGACGCCAGCAAGAAUGAGGAGGAUGAAGGGUACGUUGGGAAAAUGUUCAUUGGAGGCCUUAGCUGGGACACUACGAAGAAAGAUCUUAAGGACUACUUCACUAAAUUUGGUGAAGUUGUGGAUUGUACCCUGAAGCUGGACCCUAUUACAGGACGAUCAAGAGGCUUUGGUUUUAUAUUGUUCAAGGAGGCUGAGAGUGUUGACAAGGUUAUGGAUCAGAAAGAACAUAAAUUGAAUGGCAAAGUGAUUGAUCCUAAAAGAGCUAAAGCAAUGAAAACAAAAGAGCCAAUUAAAAAGAUUUUUGUUGGGGGCUUGUCUCCAGAUACACCUGAAGAGAAAAUAAGAGAAUACUUUGGAGGAUUUGGUGAAGUGGAAUCGAUAGAGCUUCCCAUGGACAAUAAAACCAACAAGCGCCGAGGAUUUUGUUUCAUUACUUUCAAAGAUGAAGAGCCAGUGAAGAAAAUUAUGGAGAAAAAAUACCACAAUGUUGGUCUCAGCAAGUGUGAAAUAAAAGUAGCCAUGUCAAAAGAACAAUAUCAACAGCAACAGCAGUGGGGAGCCCGAGGGGGAUUUCCAGGAAGAGCCCGUGGUCGUGGAGGACCCAAUCAAAGCUGGAACCCAGGAUAUAGUAAUUAUUGGAAUCAGGGCUAUGGCAACUAUGGAUACAACAGUGGAGGCUAUGGUGGCUAUGGAGGCUAUGACUACACAGGCUACAACAACUACUACGGCUAUGGAGAUUAUAGCAUAUACUGCACAAAGAACUGCCAGGGCACACUGAAGGGGAAAAAGAUGGGAGAAACAAGCUGGCUCAAGCAGAAAGCUGGUGCACCUACUUGCAAAUCAGCAGGGUGGUUACGGGAAGGUGUCUCGGAGAGGAGGUCAUCAAAAUAGCUACAAGCCGUACUAAAUUAUUCCAUUUGCAGCCUAUCCCAAACAGCGGGAACUUCCUUGCAGGCCCUGUGUCGCGCUGACUUCCCGAUUCUCACAGGCCCGCUCAAUGCGGACAGGGUACGAGAUGCUCACGCUCUCGAAUGCUGCCGUUUGGUAUGGUCUCUUCCAACAUCCUGUAUCAGCAUUAUAAUAAAAUGGAUACUUCAAGCUUUGCCUUCACUUAUUUCUUUGCUUGUAAAACAGACUACUUGUAAUGUAAUUUUAAUGCAUUUUUUACAGGCCCAGUAAUGGUUAAAUACGUCAACUUACUGAAUAAUUUUAACUGUUUGUUCUUCUAAGGAUACAGCUUGUCUCUGGAUUUUCCAGUCUUAAUUUUAUAUUUUAUUAUUAAUCUAUUUUAAUGCUUGCUUUUCCCAUUUUUAUAGACGUUGUAGCCGUAAUUGCAAGAUGUUCUUGAGCUGAAGUCCUGUUGUGUCAAGUCCUCUGACUUUUCAAUAUAUAUUUAUUUGUAGUAUACAUUUAACCUUUUCUUUUUGUUGUAUUUCUCAUAAUAGACAAGUAGCACUGUUUAGCUGGCCAGUAUAAGUCUUUUAACAGAAAUGUUGGGCCAAAGAUAGCCACUUGCCAAAUUAGCGCAACUUGGUGGUGGUCGAGUAUUAAUGGUUUGGGGAACUACUUGAUGGUAUUUGGUUGAAUAAACAAGUAUUUCUUGAGUAAUUUCAGACAUGUGGAAAGAUCCUUUUUCAAACAGUGGUGCACAUGUGGAUUUCCAGCUCAUGGACUCUCCUGUUCAGCUUUAAUUAAAAGGAGUAUUUGAUUAAUGUUGAUACAGUAUUUGCAUAGUGGGACAUAGGGGUAUCUAAACACUGUAACUUGGCUGCAAUUAAUGUCUUCAGAAAUUGACCACUCUUUCUUUUUCUCUAGGUGGACAAGCAGUAUUGUCAUUUGAAGAUUCAUUUUUGAGGUGGCUCAUGCUGCCUGCUAAUAGCAGUUCAAACUAAUUUUUUUGUAUCAAGCUCCUGAAUUGGAAGUAAGAUGUUGGUCCCCCGAAGUUUGAUUGCGUUGUCAUUACAGAAUUGCUUUCACCGUCUUAUUUUUUUAAUUGCUAUGCUUAAGAAUCAAUUUGAUUUAUGUCCCACACCCGUUUUGUACCCUGGUAUUGUAGAGCAAGUCUUGUGUUUAAAGCCCAGUGUGACAGUGUCAUGAUGUAGUAGUGUCUUACUGGUUUUUUAAUAAAUUUUUUUGUAUAAAUGUG